UUCCAAAUAAUUGGAUUGCCGUCCAACCCUGUGCUUUGAGGAAUUAAUGUAUCAGUUGCCUCCUGAAGGGAACUUUUUUGUGCAGUAAAUAUCAUGGAAGAACCCAUACUGCGACCGUGGCUUUGCCGAUUGAAAUUUUAAGUGGAUCAAAUUCAAAGAAACAAUACUCUAAAUCCAUCAACAGUUAAGCAGAUUGAGACAAUUCUCAAAAGGCUUUAGUAAAGUGAGCCAAAAGGCCACAAGGUUCACCAGUCAUGGACAAUUUUUUUCCUGCUGAUGCUGAAGAUGAAUUUGAGAUGCUUCAUGCAGCAGAAAUGGAGAUGAUGAAGGAAAUGGAGAAUGAAGCAGCCUCAUCACAAAUGCAAGAUGGGCCUUGUGUAUUCAAUGGUUCCUCACAGUCAACUGUCCAAUCUUCAGCAUCUGGCAGAGUUUCACCUGUCCCAAUUGACCCAUUUGCUGUACUUUCUCAGCCAAAUGCAUCAGUUCUCCCUAAUGGCAGCUUGCUGGAGAACCGGAGUGCCAAACGGCGUUUGAUUUUAGAUGAUGAAGACACAUCUGGUUCUGACAGUAUCACUGAUUGGGCAGAAAAGUCAACUUAUAAUUCAAGAAAUAACAAGCGAAGAAAGCCACUCCUACCCAUUGUUCGGGGUUUAGUGGAUCAGACUCACACCAACAGUCAUUCAUCAUCUGCAGACCCUGACAUAGCUAUUAUAAAACGCAUUGUGCGUCACAGAGAACGUCUGCUGCAGCAGGCAUUGAUAGACAAGGGGGCUGUAGGCUCCAAUGCCAUCAUUAACAAGCCGCGUGACAUACGUUCGUGUACCAUCCACUUUCGUCUCCCUGAGGGUGGUUUUCAGGCCGUCACCAGCAAUGACGGCGACCGAAUUUAUCUCUCAUUAGAUGAAGAUGAAGACUUUCUUAAGGCAGGACAGAGGCUCACUCUUGCUCGGUGUCCAGAAAACAGUUCUUCUCACAUCAAACAAUUGCUUCAAGUUCCGUUCUCACAGCUAAAAGAGGCUGCACAAGCUGAGCUACAUCGGCAAGCUGAACGUGUAGUGCGUUCAACUGAACUUAACCAAACAACAAGCGAGUUGGAUGCUCAGGAACAAGAAGAGGAUGUUGAUGAUGAGUCUUCCCUCUGGACCGAAGUCUACAAGCCUACACAUUAUCUGCAUCUCCUGAGUGAUGAGAUGACUAAUCGAUCAGUGUUGCACUGGAUCAAACUCUGGGAUAAAUUCGUCUUUGGCAAAGAGAAGAAGCCUCGCAAACCCAAUGAGCAGGCCGCAGUCAAGAGAGAAAAUUGGAGAGAAAACAAGUUCGGCAAGUCCCAGUACCGCCAGCCAAUUCUCUUGCCCAAUCUCAACGAGGAACUCGAAGCAGACGGCCGACCAGUGCAGAAGCUGCUGCUGCUCUGCGGUGCUCCUGGUCUCGGCAAGACCACACUUGCUCACAUCAUUGCCAGACAUGCGGGAUACAGGCCUGUCGAGCUCAAUGCCAGCGACGAUAGAUCAGUCGAUGCUUUUCGUUCAAGUAUUGAGAACGCAACAAGCAUGCGGUCCGUCUUGGAUGUGGACAAGCGACCAAACUGUCUCAUUAUUGAUGAAAUUGAUGGCGCGCCUGCGCCUUCCAUCAAACUCUUGGUGAACCUCAUCUCCGGCAAGGGUUUGGGCGGCAACGCCCCAAGCAAGAAAGGAACCAAACAGAAAAUUUUCAUCCUACAGCGGCCAGUAAUCGCCAUCUGCAACGACCCCUUCGUGACAGCCCUGCGGCCUCUCAAGCCCCUGGCUCUUGUGGUUACGUUCCCUCCGACCCUCUCAACCAAGCUCGCUCAACGCCUGCAAGAGAUUUGCAACGAGCGCGGUCUCAGCACGGAUCUUACAGCGCUUUUAACUCUCGCGCAUAAGACUCGCAACGACAUCAGGUCUUGCCUGGCACUACUGCAGUUUGUCAAGAGCAAACGCGGUGCUCUGAAGUUGUCCGACAUUGAAGGUGCUGCCGUUGGGCAGAAGGAUUACCAGCAAUCGCUCUUCAGCGUCUGGAAUAACAUCUUCUCCAUACCUCGUCCUGCCAAAGCUAGACAUGUAAAUCCUCACAAUCUACCAAGCCCUACCACCGACCGUAGAGUUUCUAACUCUACCCUAGCGGACUCUAGCACAACAUUGUGCAGCACCGCAACAACAAGUACAACAAGCACCAUCGUGACACUUUCUGACCGGUACCGAGAAGUCUUGCAGUCUGCCAUGUCUUGUUCAGAAUAUGAGAAGAUACUUCAAGGGUGGUUUGAGAACUAUCCUACUUGUAAAUUCAAGCAUACGCAUUUAGAACCUGUUACUGCUGGCCUGGACUGGGCUUGUUUCCUCGAUAUGCUGCGCACAGAGAUCCAGAAAAGCCAGAGCUGGAUGUUGCAAGGCUUCCUACCUCACGUCUUUGUGUCUCUCCAUCUAAACUUUGCCUCCCACCAGCGCCCAAAAAUUACAUUCCCUGUACAGCACACAGAGCAGACAGCUGUGCAGCAGCGCACCGAGACUCUCAUCACGUCACUGCUGAACCAUAUGAACCCAUCGAGCCGAGUGUUUGCAGCAGCACCUCUUUUACUGAUGGACGUGUUGCCGUAUUUAAGUACGAUAUUGCAACCCAAUUUCAGACCCAUCAACACGCAGCUCUACAGCUCCAAGGAAAAAGCCGAGCUUCUCAGCGUCAUUGACACAAUGAUAGCUUAUAAUUUAACCUACACACAAGAGCGAUCGAAGGAAGGUCAAUAUUCCUUCGUGAUGGAACCAAAUAUUGAAGAGGUUGUACGGCUGAACAGUAACGUCAACCAUCGUCAGCUUAGCUACAUUGCUCGUCAACUCGUAGCACGAGAAGUUGAAAUGGAGAAAGUUAGAAGAUCUGAAUUAUAUUUCUCACAACAACAACAGGAGAAAAAACUUUUCAGUGAACGAAAUUCUAUUCAAACAGCCAUUGAUAAGUCUGUUGAUAAACCAUCUCCCCUUGUAAAAAAUCCUUGUGAUGCUCUGCCUGGUGAUAAUUCAAUGGUUUGCAGCGAGGAAUCAUCUGCGCGGUCCGAUAAGAAAUCAUUGUUUCAAAAGAAUAAAUCACUUUGUGCUAACAUUCCUUCAAAAUCUACUCCCGGAGAUGAUGUUGCAAAGGAUGAUGCUUCUGAAAUAAUCAGUAGUCAAGGCAGCAAUGACGACGAAAGUGUUCCUAAUCAUCUCCGCAAACUGGUUGCCAAGCCACUCCUAAAACUUCCUGAAACCAAAAUGCCUCGGGAUUUUUUCGGUCGUGUCAUGCAGUCAUCUUUGUCGCAACAAAAUAAAGCUACGAACGACAUCGUGAAGAGUACAGUGUGGUUCCGUUUCAAAGAAGGAUACAGCAAUGCUGUCAGGCGUUCAGUCAAGAUGAAGGAUCUCGUCUGAAAUUUGGUUCUCUCUGUCGGCACUUAUUAUUGAUAUGAUUCGUUUUCUUGCAAUUAUGCUAGUUUAUAUCUAUGUUAUUAGUGCUGGUGUGUCUAUCACAUUGUUGUUCUCUUCUUGGACUCGGUUCUACUCUUCUUCUCUGUAAACAAAGAAACAUGAAGUACUAAUUCUAGUAUCUUUUCUCUAUAUACGUAUACAUGCUUGCAAGUAAUUUCUGCUUUAGGAUUAUAAUUUUAACAUAAAAUGAUGUCUCGUGAAUCAAUACUCUAAAAUUAAAAUAAACAUUCGCAAACGCAAGAUUCUCUAUAAAUUUUUAAUUGACCGUUUUGUCGUCGAAUUUGGGCAUUAACGAUCAAAAGAACUGGUAAAAGAGCUCUAGUUAACGACUCGGGAGGCAGGAAGAAAAAGUUGCUCCACUCUGGUUUUGAUCCAAAACGCUCCUCCAAAAUUCUAGAAUUACCGUAGCAAAUUUAACGGACAUCGCCCAGUCCAAAGACUGCAAGCUUCUGGCAGAAAAAAUUGCGACCAACUUAGCUGCGAACCACAUGUGAACAUUUUUUUUCCUCGCUCCGAAUUUACGAACAAUUAAUUUUUUUUGCGAUUUGAUUCCUAAUGUUAAUACGUCGAAAUACUCGGUAAGAUUUGGAAGUGUUAAUAUUUUCAUAGUUUUCAGAAUAAAACACAUUUAUGAAAUUAUAUAUGGCUGGCUUCUCAUUACUGCACGCACUGUCUUGAUCGUCCGCUGGAUCCCGAACCGCGAUUUUCAUCAGGAUAUAUUUGCAUAAAUCAGCGCUACAGCAUAAACUUGGAGCCGAGCUGACUUGAGUGAGAACAAGCAUUUAUAAAGGUCUAAUUUGUUCACAUGAUGUUAAACUUCUGGCUUGGUAAAUUGUUUGAAUAUUUCCUU
Messenger RNA from Hyalella azteca, 4323 nucleotides. It is a transcript of the gene cutlet, whose product is annotated as chromosome transmission fidelity protein 18 homolog. The transcript has 17 exons. Lineage: Eukaryota; Metazoa; Arthropoda; Malacostraca; Amphipoda; Hyalellidae. Bases 255 to 3416 code for a protein of 1053 amino acids. Gene Ontology annotation, molecular function: ATP binding; ATP hydrolysis activity. The record is from RefSeq and is a predicted model, not a curated record.